ACCAAUUUGUUUGUGAAUGGUAAGGGACUAGUUCCACAGAACUCAUUUUGGAGCCCUAGUUUCCGCCAUUGUAGCCGUCGUUUCUUUCUCUACACGUUUCCUUCUUUUUACUUGCAAAAUAUCGUGCCUUUCCUGUGGCACUGCAUUCAUUAUUCCUUCUUUGAUAAACCCACAAUCCAAUUUCACCUCCCUCUUAGCUCAAUUAGGGGUCACGUAACCCUAAAAUUCCCAUUCCCUCCGACGAAAAAUCUAAGCUCCUGCGGUUCAUCGCGUCGUUGGUUAUUAAGCUAUGGCAGCAAAGAUUCUCGCAAACUUGAUUGUGAUGGGAGGGGGCAUCUUGGCAAGAGCAGUUGUUCAGGCAUAUCGCCAAGCGCUUACUAAUGCCUCGAAAAACGGUGUGGCGCAAGAGGCAAUACAAAAUACGAUCCGCAGGGCCAGCAAAGCCAUGAGCGAGCAAGAGGCUCGGCAGAUACUUGGCGUGACCGAAGAAACUCCCUGGGAGGAGAUCGUGAGGAAAUACGACACAUUGUUUGAGAAUAACUCGAAGAAUGGGAGUUUCUACCUGCAAUCAAAAGUUCAUCGCGCCAAGGAAUGUUUAGAAGCUGUUCAUCAAAGCAAGGGUCAGGGUCCCCAGGGUAGUAGUAGUACUCCUAGUUGAGUGACAUAUUCAGUUUUGUUCCAUACACUUUAUGUAUUAGUUUUGGGCUACUUUGAGAUGUGCAAAUUCAUCAGAGUUGUAUACAAUUUGUGGAAUUGAAUAGUUUUCUGGAAGCUCAGAUUUCUUACCAUCAAAACUAAUCUGUAAAUGAUUAAUUAGAUUGGAAUUGGCUACAAAUAAUCAAAGGCUAGCUACAUCAUGAAGCA
Molecule: messenger RNA, 864 nt
Organism: Arachis stenosperma
Lineage: Eukaryota; Viridiplantae; Streptophyta; Magnoliopsida; Fabales; Fabaceae
Product: mitochondrial import inner membrane translocase subunit PAM16 like 2-like
Exons: 4
Coding region: 290-658 (122 amino acids)
Biological process (GO): protein import into mitochondrial matrix
Cellular component (GO): TIM23 mitochondrial import inner membrane translocase complex
Source: RefSeq, a predicted model, not a curated record